Molecule: messenger RNA, 198 nt
Organism: Trichoderma atroviride IMI 206040
Lineage: Eukaryota; Fungi; Ascomycota; Sordariomycetes; Hypocreales; Hypocreaceae
Source: RefSeq, a predicted model, not a curated record
AUGACCCGUGGAAAUCAACGUGAGUUGGCUCGAGCCAAAAAUGCCAAGAAGGAGGCUACCAAGAAAGGCGCCAACGCCAAAUCUGGCUCCGAGCUGGCGAAGCAGGGCCUAAGCGACGCCGAAAAGAUGCGACAGAAACAAAUGGACGGUCAGUGUGCAUUGCGAAAACAUGCUCCUUUUCCAAGCAUAUUACUCUAG